Molecule: messenger RNA, 1727 nt
Organism: Ipomoea nil (Japanese morning glory)
Lineage: Eukaryota; Viridiplantae; Streptophyta; Magnoliopsida; Solanales; Convolvulaceae
Product: glucan endo-1,3-beta-glucosidase 8-like
Exons: 2
Coding region: 77-1666 (529 amino acids)
Biological process (GO): carbohydrate metabolic process
Cellular component (GO): plasma membrane
Molecular function (GO): hydrolase activity, hydrolyzing O-glycosyl compounds
Source: RefSeq, a predicted model, not a curated record
AUAAUAAUUUUAAUAAUAACAAAAUUAUUAUUAUAUAAACAUAAAAAAAAUAAUUAAAAAAAAUUACGAUCUAUAUAUGGAGAUGAUGUCAGGUUGUAGGCAGUUGAGUGGCAGAUGGGCGGCGGUGAUGGUGGCCGCCGCUGCAUGGGUGUUGAUGUACGGCGGAGCGGGCGUGGAAGCGGAGGUGGGCGUGAACUGGGGCGACAUCUCGUCCCAUCCGCUGCCGCCGAAAGCGGUGGUGAAGAUGCUGAAGGCCAACGGGAUUAAGAAGGUGAAGCUUUUCAACACUCCGAAGCCUGUCCUGAAUGCCUUGGCCGGUACCGGCAUUGAGGUCAUGAUCGGCACCCCCAAUGCCCUUCUCAAGGACUUGGUUAAUUAUGAAGUGGCAAAGGCAUUUGUCAAAGAAAAUGUCACUAGCUACAAUCCCACUUCUCCCGAUGGCGUUAAAAUCACGCUUGUGGGGGUGGGGAACGAACCAUUUCUCAAGUUCUACGAGAAACAGGGUUUAUUCAAGGUCACAUAUCCGGCGCUUGCGAACAUGCAGAAGGCACUGAAUGAAGCCGGGAUCGGUAAAACCGUCAAGGCAACCGUACCAUUCAACGCCGACGUGUACCUGUCUCCGCCGUACGCACCCGUGCCGUCCGCCGGGAUGUUCCGCGGCGACAUUGCCGACCAAGUGAAGAAAAUCGUGGAAGUACUGGACAAGAACGGCGCCCCCUUCAUGAUCAACGUCUACCCUUUCCUCAGCCUUUUCUAUUCCAAGGACCAGUUCCCCGUGGACUUCGCCUUCUUCGACGGCGUCGACAAGCCUCUCGACGAUAACGGCAAAACCUACACCAACGUCUUCGACGCCAACUACGACACGGCGGUGGCGGCGCUGUCGCGGGAGAAACACGGCAAGGUGAAGGUGGUGGUGGGGGAGAUUGGGUGGCCCACCGACGGCGACAACUUCGCCAACGCCUCCAUGGCCGCCAGAUUCUACAAUGGUUUUAUCAAACACCUGGCGGGCAAGAAAGGCACCCCCGUCCGCCCCGGCGCCGACAUUGAUGUCUACAUGUUCGGAUUGUACGAUGAGGAUCAGAAGAGCACUCUUCCCGGAAACUUCGAGCCUCACUGGGGAAUCCUCGGCUACGACGGUCAAACCAAGUUUAACUUGGAUCUUUCCGGCAAGGGCGGAAAGGGGAAGAUUAUGACGGGCGUGGAGGGGAUAGAAUACCUCCCGAAGAAAUGGUGCGCCUUGAAAGCGAACGCGAAACUGACGAAUCUGAAGGCUAACACCGACUACGCCUGCGGCCGGGCAGAUUGCACGCCGAUGAGCGAUGGAUCGUCGUGCAACGGCCUCUCUGACACCGAGAAGGUGUCGUACACUUUCAAUGCCUACUUCCAGGCGCAAGACCAAGCGAAAGAUAGCUGCGACUUCCAGGGUUUGGGGGAGGUGACGACUAAGAACUUGUCUACCCCUUCCUGUAGGUUCAACAUCGGGAUUAAAUUGGGAGCAGAGUCGCCGGGAUCUGCCGGUGAUGAUGAUUCUCCGUCGUCGUCGUCGUCCGGCAAAGGUUCUCAUUCCGCUAAAUCGUCCUCGUCUUCUUCGGGGGCCUGCAGCUUGCUGUUGUGUAGGGGAAUUUUGUUGUUACUCCAAUUCUUAUUCUUGAUUAGAAUUGGUUAAUAUUUUUUAGAUUUUUUUUGGGGGGAUGGAAUAAGCUUUUUAUUCUUACUGUGCAAACCUG